Molecule: messenger RNA, 1755 nt
Organism: Penicillium arizonense
Lineage: Eukaryota; Fungi; Ascomycota; Eurotiomycetes; Eurotiales; Aspergillaceae
Product: glutamyl-tRNA(Gln) amidotransferase subunit PET112
Exons: 4
Coding region: 1-1755 (584 amino acids)
Biological process (GO): mitochondrial translation; glutaminyl-tRNAGln biosynthesis via transamidation
Molecular function (GO): glutaminyl-tRNA synthase (glutamine-hydrolyzing) activity
Source: RefSeq, a predicted model, not a curated record
AUGCUUCGGCCAUGGCUCGGUAGCGGUUCUGUCCGCUCUGUUUGCGCGCGACUAAGUCGCUCAACCCUUCCUUCUCGUAUCGCCCCGUUCUCUUCCGCUCCGAGGCGCUAUCUCCAAGCAGAUCACGUCCCCCUCCGCAAACAACUCAAGCAGGAUGCCAAAGCGCUACGGUCACACAAGAAGCAACGCAAGGAAAGCGAGGAAGCAUCCAGGCAGGAAUGGGAACUGACCGUUGGCGUGGAGAUCCAUGCCCAAUUGGAUACAGAGGCCAAAUUAUUCUCCCGAGCCCCAACCUCGACAAGCGAGAUCCCCAAUUCCAAUGUCGCUUUGUUCGACCUGGCGUUCCCGGGCAGCCAACCGGAAUUUCAAAUCGCAACCCUCCUUCCUGCCCUACGUGCCGCUAUUGCUCUGAACUGUGAGAUCCAGCCUAUCAGCCGGUUUGACCGGAAGCACUACUUCUACCAGGAUCAGCCGGCGGGGUAUCAGAUCACACAGUACUAUGAACCAUUCGCACGGAACGGCUACGUCGACCUAUUCGAUUACGAUGGCAUCGCACCGGAAGAUGGGGAACGGGUCCGCAUCGACAUCAAACAGCUACAGUUGGAGCAGGACACAGCCAAGUCCCAAGAAUACCCACCUUCGACACAACUCCUCGAUUUCAACCGUGUCUCACAUCCCCUGAUUGAAAUUAUCACCAUGCCGCAGAUUCACUCACCCGCUACGGCUGCGGCAUGCGUUCGGAAACUCCAGGCCAUAGUCCAAUCGUGUGGUGCUGUGACAACGGGAAUGGAACUUGGCGGUCUCCGUGCAGAUGUCAACGUCUCCAUUCGACGCCGGGGCGAGUCACCAGGACAACAUCAAUACGAUGGAAUCAGCGGGCUAGGCCAGCGUACUGAGAUCAAGAACUUGAGCAGCUUCAAGGCAGUAGAGGAUGCUAUCAUCGCCGAGAAGAACCGCCAGAUCGCGGUACUCGAGAGUGGCGGUGUCAUCGAAGGAGAGACGCGUGGGUGGACAAUUGGCAGCACUGAAACUCGCAGGCUUCGAGGAAAAGAGGGCUCGGUCGAUUAUCGCUACAUGCCCGACCCAGAUAUCCCGCCGUUGUUCAUUGGAGAGGACCUGCUGUCCAGCCUUACCGAAAAUCUUCCCACGGCACCAGACUCCGUCAUCUCAGUGCUCGUCGGAUCCGAAUAUAAUCUGCCCGUCGAGGACGCCAAGCCACUGAUCGAGCUAGACAACGGUCUCCGCUUCGAGUACUACCACGACGUGGUAGAUGCCCUACGCACCCUCCAAGUGGACCAAGACGACAAAACGCGUGCCAGUCUCCCACGUGUGGCAGGUAACUGGGUUUUGCACGAACUCGGAGGACUCUUCUCCAAGGCAGAUCGCGCAUGGGAUGCGGACAUCGUCCCGGCCCAGUCCCUGGCCCGCCUCCUCGACCAGCUACAGCGCAAGCGGAUCACCGGGCCGACCGCCAAAGUGGUUUUGUCCAGUAUCUUUGAUGGUGACCGCCGACCAGUCCCACAGAUCUUGGAAGAGGACAAUCUCCUUUUCCGCCCUUUGUCGCGGGAGGAGUAUGUGGCGCUGGCGGAGUCCGUCAUCGCCCUGAACCCACAAAUGGCUGAGCAGAUCCGCACCAAGAACCAGCUGGGGAAGCUCGGCUGGUUCGUGGGGCAGAUGAUGCGCAAUGGCGAGAAGGGUCGAGUGGAGGCGCCCAGGGCAGAGGAAAUCCUCCGAGAGCUGAUUCUGGGGUCUUAG